Poeciliopsis prolifica (blackstripe livebearer) is the source of this 4945-nucleotide messenger RNA. It is a transcript of the gene tp53bp1, whose product is annotated as tumor protein p53 binding protein, 1. The record is from RefSeq and is a predicted model, not a curated record. Bases 160 to 4842 code for a protein of 1560 amino acids. Gene Ontology annotation, molecular function: histone binding. The transcript has 29 exons. Gene Ontology annotation, biological process: DNA damage checkpoint signaling; positive regulation of transcription by RNA polymerase II. Gene Ontology annotation, cellular component: nucleus. Lineage: Eukaryota; Metazoa; Chordata; Actinopteri; Cyprinodontiformes; Poeciliidae.
CUGACUCUCAGCAAAACAGAGGCAAGGCAGGGCUGAGCGAUGUUUGACGCGCUCCUACUACAACCAGCGGGACCCUGAAACAAAUUGGAAAGCCCAGGAGCGGACAUAUUGAUUCCGAAGCUCACAACAGUCGGCGUCUCCUGCCCUCGGCCUGACCUCAUGGAUCCCGGUGGAAGCGAACUGGACUCCAGCCUGCCUCAGCCGGAGAACCCGUGCCUGAUAGUGGAGGAUUCUCAGCCGGACAGCGUCGGUCUGGAGGACGACCCGGAGAGCAGCUACCGCGCGCUGCUGGCCCGCCGCCUGGCCAGCCUGCAGCCGGCCGCCCGCAGCCCGGUCCUGGAACUGAUAUCAUCACCACCAGGAAGUAGAUGCUCCCAAACCGACAGCCAAUCAGACAGUAACAACCAGGCCGAACCAGAGGUCGUAGCUGCAGCUGACCCCAGCUCGCCGCUGCAGGAGGAGAGUCAAGUUAUCAACGUCUGUCCGCAUCCCAACAAGAAAAAGUUUGUACCUGAGGAUUCUGAAAUGGAUCCUGGAGCCGAUUCUACGACUAACUGUGUUCAGUCUGACGGUGGGUCGUGUCAGUUUGGGUUUCUGGAGCUCUCGCAGAGUCAGGACCUUGAAGCUGGCGGAGACCUCAGCCAUGAAAAGCAGCAGUGUGUUGCCCCCAAAACUUUGGCGCAUCAAGAUAACAAAGCAGUGAGGUCAGAGGUCAGCUCCAGCAGCUCCUCCGAGUCUGUUUGCCAGUCGGGUCGCCAGCUGACCGUCCAGGUUCUGCUGCACUCCCAGAACCUGCAGGAGUCCGAGGACUGCGACGUCCUGUCCUCACAGGAAGAUCUGUUCGACGGCGACAAGUCGGGCGCCGCUGUGGACAGCACGGUGUCGGAACCGGAGCAGCCGGCUCGGCCCACCUCCACGCCGGCCCACAGCCUGCAGCUGCUGCAUCUGUCUGGACAGGGAACGCUGGUCCAGGAGAGCCAGUCCCAAAGCUCUGUUGAUUACGUCGCCCCAACGCCGGACAACUUCCCCCGCACUCCUUUAAUCAUUCCAAGCUCGCCAACCGAAAUGGAAAACGAACGCGACGAGGAACCCAUGGACACCUCGCUCCCGCCGGAGGAGCGAGCGGCGGCGGCGAAGGACGAGCCGAUGGAAACGGACGCCGCCUCGAGGCCACACUCACCUACCUCUGCCCCGGUCUCCCAGAAUGCCUCUGGCUCGGAGCGAGCGCUCCCGGUGCCGUCACAGCCAGAGUUCUCACAUGAUGUUUUUGUUCCAACACAGAGCCAAGAAGCUAGCAGGAAGUCUCCUCCGUUGCCUUCUGAGACCCAGUCUUCGCUCCGGGAGUCGGCGCCGUUUUCCGCUGCGCUGCAGCUUUCUGUGAAUGCUGACAGCGGCGACCCGGUUCUGGUGGAGGAGGACAGUCAGGACACACAGAUAGAGGAGUUGGAAGAGCCGCCGGGCGUCGACACCAGCGACGUCGCGGCUCUGGAGGAGUCGCACCAACCCGGCCGGACUGACCCGGACCCACCGCAUGAGUCCGACCAGCAGCAACAAGAAGCAGAGACAAAUGUGAACAAAAGCAGCAACACUAACCACUCUGAGGCGGCGGCGAACAGCUGCGUGCAGGAGACGCCGUGCAGCACCACGGCGGCGUCACACGCCUCCGGGUCAGGAGGAACAGCAGAACAGAACCAUUCGACGGACAAAAACGAGACGGACGACUGUGAGGAAGAGGAGGAGGGCAUGAAGGAGGAGAACGCCGGUGGCGCCUCGGCGAUGGCGCUGGUCCUCUCUGAGAGUCAGGUGAUGUCUCCGGAGCCAAUGGAGGAGGAGGAGCUCCAGGGCGGCGCCUCGCAGCCGGAGUCCGGCGUUUCUGAGGGCGACGGAGCCAAACGGGUCGUCACGGCUAACGGCCACCAGCAGCAGAACCAGGAAGAGAGAGCGCAGGACGACCUGGGCAGGCGAGAAAUGGAGGCCGUCAAAGAGCUGAGCGACAGCUCUGGAGACAUUUCUUUCCACUUCACUCUUCCUAAAGAGGGCGAGCUGAUUGGUCCGGCCGUGGGGUCGACGCCGCCGCUGGUCAGCCAGCUGAAGCAGACGCUCAGACACAGCACGCCCAUCGAGAUCGCUCCCUUUUCGGAGAAGCCGUGCAGUGCGGGCGACGACGCGGCGGCUGACGGGGAAGACGGGAAGCUGAGCCUGAGGAUGAAGCUGGUGACGCCGGUGGAGGAGGGCGGCUCCGAACGCUUCAGCCUGCAGAAGCCGGCGCUGUCGGAGGAGGAGGAAGAGUCGGUCGCCACUGUUACGACGGUUUCCACGACUGUAACCAGCCCGUCGGUGUUCACUCGGGUUCGGCAGGCUCACCGACAGCAGGGGGCGGAGGAGGACGCUCAACCCGGAAACAACGCCGGCGUCAGGGGGAAACUGUUCGCCUCGCCACAGAGGAGCUCCAAGGUUUCCCUGCCAGGAUGCAACAGCCUCCCGAACAGCCAAUCGGAGCCGUCGCAGCCAGACGCAUCGUCGGCGCCGCAGAACAGCCUUAAAGAUGCCGGCGUUCCCGCGGAGCCGGCCAGAAAGAGACGAGAGCCGUCGGAAGCUCCGGAUCUCCGUCCUCCGACCAGCGUGGAGGUGGGGCAGAAGGAUUCUGCGACUCCGAACAGCAAGGCCCGGCAGCGGAUCGCCUCCCAGCAGACCGGUGUGGACGGGUCGGGCCCUCGCUCUCCUGGCGGCCGGGGCGAGCCGGAGACGCCGUCGUUCAGGAGAACCACGGCGCCGGCCCACCGUCGGCACGUCCGCACCAUCCAGGAGGUCCGGACCACCGUGACGCGGAUCAUCACAGACGUUUACUACGAAGACGGCAGGGAGGUGGACCGCCGGGUCACAGAGGAGAACGAGGAGCCUGUGGUGGACUGCCAGGUUCUGGACAGCGACAUUUCUCCGUGCCGCACCGGCAGCAGCUCUGUGACCUCCGGUGACCUUGGCGACAUCAGCUCCCUGUCCUCCAAGGCAUCCAGCCUGCAUCACAGCUCCGGAGGGACGAGUGGCAGCACCGGCCCCAGCAGACCCGACUUCAUCAUGCCGCCCAGCAGAGGGUUCCGAUCCGUCAGCCCCAGGAGGGGAGGUGGGCAUCCACAGAGGGGUCACAGGGGUCAAAGGGCAGGGUCGGUGGUCACUGUGGGCAGAGGCGGCGGCAGCUACGUUCCGCUGACCCCCAGAGGAAGGGCCCGAAGGGGCCGGCCCCCGUCCCGCUCCUCCCCAUCCAGGGGCGGCGGCGCCGGCCCUCUGCAGAGGCUCGGCGCUCUCGCCCAGACUCACUUCUCCUCUGAGGACGAGCCGUUCGCCUGCAUGCUGCCGCCGCGGCUCCCCGCCAGCCCGUCGGACGCCUACGCGCCCGGCCGCUCCGACUCCCUGCGCUCGUCGCCGGAGGCGCCGCUGUCGGCCGGCAGCAGCUUCGUCGGUCUGCGCGUCGUCGCCAAGUGGACGUCCAACGGCUACUUCUACUCUGGCCGGAUCGUGAAGGACGCCGGCGACAGCCGCUUCCGGCUCCGCUUCGACGACGGCUACGAGUGCGAGGUGGCGGGGAAGGACAUCCUGCUGUGCGACCCCAUCCCGCUGGAGACGGAGGUCACGGCGCUGCUGGAGGACGAGUACUUCAGCAUCGGGGUCGUCAAGGGCCACAAAACAGAAGGCCAAGAUCUUUUCUACAGCGUGGAGAAGGACGGCCAGAGGCAGUGGUACAACCGGACGGCGGUCAUCCUGUCCCUGGAUCAGGGCAACAAGCUGAGGGAGCAGCACAGCCUGGGGCCCUACGAGCCCACCACCCCGCUGACCAAAGCCUCCGACAUCAGCCUGGAUAACCUGGUGGAGGGGAAGAGGCGGCGCAGAGGAACCCCAGGGGGCGCCAACACGCCGCGCCGCAGCUCCUCCGGCGGCGCCCGGUCCCCCGGCCCGUCCGGCAAGAGGAAGCUGGUUCCGUCCGAGGAGAACAAGACGCCGUCGAAGAGGGGGCGCAGAGGGGGAGGAGCCAGAGCUGGCCAGCGGCUCAGCGUGUGCAACACGUCCGGCAGCGGCUCCGACCUGCCGGGUCGGCCCAGCGACGUCGUGGAGACCCACGGCCCGCUGCCCCAGAACUCGUCUCUGUUCAUGGGCUUUGCCUUCAUGCUGACGGCGUCGUCAGAGGUCGACCGGAUGAGCAACAAGGUCACCAGCGACGAUGAGGAGGAUUACGUCCAGACGGGUCCGUACAACAAACCGUACACAGAAUCCCAGCUGCAGGCUGGCGGCGGCUUCAUCCUGCCCGAUUUCAACGAGGAGCAGUGCCAGGCAGCCUAUCAGAGCCUGCUCAUCGCCGACCAGCACUGCCGAACCAGGAAGUACCUGCUGUGUUUGGCCAGCGGCGUUCCGUGCGUCUCCCACAUCUGGGUGCGUGACUGCUGCAAGGAGAACAAGCUGCUGAACUACAGGAGCUACCUGCUGCCGGCCGGCGUCGGCCCCGACGACGCCAUCGUGGAGUGGCAUCCGCGCUGCAGCCCAUUCAAAGCACUCCGGGUCCUUCUGGUGUCCAAGAAGCCGAACGAAUUGUGGGCCCAGCUGGUGACGAUGGGCGGAGCUUCCUCCGUACGGCAGCACCAGACCGACGGCGAUGCAUCCGAGAUUCCUGCUGGGAAGUACGACGUGGUGGUGGCGGACCACACCUGUCCACCAGCGGUGGAGCGGAGUGUGACAUCACAGGAAGUGCCGAUCGUGUCUCCGGAGUGGCUCGUCCAGAGCGUAAUCUGCGGGGAGCAUCUGGGUUUUAACAACCGGCCUCAGUGCUCUCCUUCCUCCUUCUCUUCCUCAUAACCUGACUCCGUAAGGCCUUUGACCAAGCUCAGUGUUCUGCAUGCCUCUGCUGUACAUAAAUGUGUUUUUAUGGGACAAUAAAUUGUGACAUGUUUCAUUUUAA